CCAGCUGUGCCCCCCGCAGCGGGCCAGAUGUGCCCCGCGCUGCGCUCCCUUGCCCCAGCUGUGCCCCCCGCAGCGGGCCAGAUGUGCCCCGCUCUGCGCAGGCAGGGGCAGCCCGGCCCCUCCUCUUAGCGGCUGCCGGCCGGCUCGCUUGUUGGCCGCAGAGGGCGGAAUUUAUUCUGCGCCAGCAUCAUCCGCCCGCCGCCGCUAGAGCCCGGGGGUGGAUUGGGCUCCCGGCGGGAGAUGGAGCCGCGCGGCUUGCCUGGGAGGGGGGUGCUUGGGACCCAGGCUCAGCUCUGCCCGUCAGGAUAGCCCCUUGAUCCGCCCCCAUCCCCAGCUCAGCCAUGAUUUUACUAAGCAGCUUUUUACAGCUCCACAGCCGGCACUGCGGCCCCUUCACAGCGCUGGGGCUGGGCAGGGCGCCCUGCUCGGGAGCCAGGUCCUGCAGUGCCAUGUGCCGGCACCUGCGCGUCUUGGUGGACAUGGACGGGGUGCUGGCGGACUUCGAAGGCGGAUUCUUAAAGAAGUUCAGGGCCAGGUUCCCGGAGAAGCCGUACAUUGCCCUGGAGGAUCGCAGGGGCUUCUGGGUGUCGGAGCAGUACGGCCAGAUGACACCUGAGCUGAGUGAGAAAGCAAUCAGCAUAUGGGAGUCAAAGAAUUUCUUCAUUGAGCUGGAUCCAAUCCCAGGGGCUGUGGAAGCCGUGAAGCAAAUGGCUAAGUUGGAAAACACUGACGUGUUCAUCUGCACAAGCCCGAUCAAGAAGUACCGUUACUGCGCUUAUGAGAAGUACGCCUGGGUGGAGAAGCAUUUUGGCCAAGAAUUUCUGGAGCAGAUUGUCCUAACGCGAGAUAAAACUGUGAUCUCUGGCGAUCUGCUUAUAGACGAUAGACCAGAUAUAACAGGAGCCGAGCCAAACCCCAGCUGGGAGCACGUUCUCUUCACAGCCUGUCACAAUAAGCACCUGCAGCUGCAGCCCCCCAGCAGGAGGCUCCACUCGUGGGCCGAGGACUGGAGGGCGAUCCUGGACAGCAAACGGCCACCGCCCAGCCAGGCCAUUUAAAGCGACAGGCUCCUGAAGCUGCCCCCUUAGCUGAACGGAGCGCUCUGUGGUGUCCAGCUCCAGGCUGAAACCCACAGACAGACAACCGUGCUGGGCAGAGUAAGGAGAGGGGCCCUGGCAGGGAGAAUAGGGCCAAAGGGGGAUCGUGUUCAUUAAGCUAGAGGCCACUGGGCCAUGUGUGACUGGGCCGCCAUGAAGCAACAGAAGGAUUCUUGGCCCAUCCCACUACAGGAAGCCCUGUCUACCGCGUGUCUCCUUUGCGCCCAGCUCUGUUUAUCUAAGUGGCAUCUUGGUAUUGGCGUCUGUAGCCACUGGUGACUCCAAAUGUAGCGUCUCCAAUGGACUCACCUCUCUACUUGUUACCCGGCGUCCCCCUGGACCUGCUUAGUGGUGCAGAUUAACUUUUAAAUACGCCCCCAUCUACACUGAGUUGGAACACUGGAUCAGCAGUCAGUACUGUCCUAGGGUUUGCCCUAGAGGACUGUCAAAAUCCUUCUUCCUCCACCCAUCGAGACGCAGAGGAGCGGUCUUCCCUUCCGUCAGUCCCCAGCCCAGCUCUUCUUCAUUCUUUGGCUCACCUGCUGUCAACACUCCAAGGGGAGCAUUUUCCUGCAGCAGCGUUUGCUUUUCCUCACAGCUGUGAAUGUGCCUGCCGGGACUGCCUUGCAGGAGUGCUUGGUGGAGCAUUGUUAAACAAGGGGAAAAUCAGGGUCACGUUACUGAUUGGAGGACUGGGGUAACCCCACUUCGAUCAGCGGGGGCCCGCAUCAGCUCUGCUACUCUGAGAGGCUCAAACUGAUUUUAGCUGUAACCCGGCAGCACCGUCUUUAGAAAGGGCUCGGAUGGCAGCUGUGCAUUGGCGGGGGUCACUGAAGGUGGAGAUGAGCUUUCACAACUUCUCCCUCAUUCCAGACGAGUGAGGCAACAACUCUGGCCCAACAUUUACUUCCCCCAUAGAUCAGAGGUGGUGGAACAAGCCACACCCCCUGGCUUGAAGUGGUUUCCAUUGUACACAGGGUUUACAGUUCAAUUCAAUGGCCACCACUAUAAAGAUUGUUCCAGGGCCCCUCCAAUAGAUAAGAGAUUGAGGAGCCCCUAAUUAGCUUGAAGUUAUCCAUGGGCUAUCACUUCCCCUCCCUCCCCCCCAGUGGUUUUGCAGGCUCUUCUCCCCUACUCAAGACAUAACUCCUGGGAUGGUUGGGGUACUCCAUCACAGCUGUUAACUCCAGAGUGCAGCCCCUUGACUUGAGAUGAUCUGUGUCACACAGCUGGCUGGCCUCUCGCAGCUGUGCGGCACAUCAGGGAUCAUUGUUCAGCCCAAGCACCAACAAGUGGCUCUGCCAUCCCAUUAAUCCUUUUCCCAGAGGCUGGCUAUUCGGAAUGGGGCAAGCUAAUGGGGCUGAGAAGAGAGAGGUGGAUAAAAUAGGCAUGGUCUAGCCCGAGAGGUGCGGUUAACAGCCCGAGCACAGGAUGGGGAGCCAGGAACUCAUGGGUUUUCAUCUUGGCUCUUCCACUGAUCCCCUCUCUAGUUACAGGCAAAUCACUUUGCCUCCCUGUGCCCCCGCUUGUAUAAUGGAGAUGUCAAUACCUCUCGGGGUGACGAGGGGCUGGAACAACAGCCAGCCUCUAAAUCUUUGAGGUGUGUAGGCUAUUUCCUACGCACAUUGGGAACGGGGGGGAGGGGAGGAGCUACGCUAAAAGACAUUGCAGUAGCCACAGUUCGUCACCGGGUGCCCGGGUGUAUUCUUUGGCACUGAAAUAUCGACCAACAGCAGAGUUCGGAGGGCCCAGUGACCAUAUGCAUUGCUAAAGCCAGAGCCUGAGUGGGUCUCAGCAUUGGAGUUCCACAGCAGAAUGGACAGAACCUGCCAUCGCAGUUGGAAGAACCAAAAGCUCAAGGCUGCGCUAGUCGGUAGCUCUCCUCCCUCCAUCAGACAUCCAGAGAGCAGAGGGCCCUGCCAACACCACAGACCUUUACUACAGACCUGCUGCUUCAGAGAGGGGCUUCGUUAAGUGGUGCAGAGAGAUCUCGGAAGCCCCUUCCCUCUGCCAGGCUCAUCCUGCUCUGUGUCCGGAGCAUAGGUUACCACUCCUGAGACCCACGGGCGUUGCCUCCUGCCAGCGGAGUCCGGCCGGCCAGCCUGUACGUUCCAUGCGAUACUCCUGGCAAUGAAAAGGAGAACCUCCCCCACCCCCUUAGGAAUGGGACCUGUGGGUUCCCCUAAUCUAAAGGCUCCCAGGCAGGAGGGCAGCCAGGUGUUUGCAACUCUUGGCCCUUUGCCUGCAGCAAUCACUCUUCCCUGCGAUCAAUCUUCGCACAUUUGGAUUCCCCACUUCUCUCCUUAGCAAGGCUGUGAAAAGCAGGUAAAGCCCGAAACCACGUGGUGCAUGAAUAAACUGUUUCACUGAUUACUGCGCCGUUGGCGUCAGCUCGUAUCAAGGUCUCUAGGACCUGGACGUUGCACUGAACAAAGAUGAUGCUUCAGGAUUUUGCCCUUCCUCAGCUUUUACCGCUGGGGCCAAACCCUAAGCUGCCAUGGGGAGCCAUAACUGCCGCUCUCCUUGGAUUGCGAAUGCUCACGUCUCCUGGGGUUUGGGCCCCUGUCUGCAAUGGGAGUUCUGCCUGCCUGAGGGAGGGCUGCAGGGUUAGGUCCAGCUUCUGUGUGUUACAGACUGGAAGGGCUGUCUUAAAAUUUAAACCACUGUGUACGCUCUUGGGGUGACCGCUGGGCCCCAGGCUGAGGUUGCGCGGAGAAUAGUCUGGUUUUACAAUAACUUCUUGGGAUUCAAGGCUUUGAACCCUGAACUGCUGAGAGAGAUCGAGACAGCUGCUGCCCAGUCCGAGCAGUCAUUUAUCAGCGACGUGCGGCAGACGAGCGUAGCUGGUGGUACCUCGCCCUCCAAGGGCAUUACAAUUUUUUUCAGCACUGUGUUUGUUUUGUUAAUUGUCCCAGUUCUCCCUCCCAGUCCCCUCCACGCCUCUGGGCAAUGCUGUUAUCAGGAAGAGGGUUCUAGGGGGAGGCCAGAGCUAACCGGAGUUACAGCAGCUAUUCAGCAUUAUGGCCCUAGCAGAGGCUGGAUCGGAUGUUGUGCUAGGCUGGGAGUGUGACUUUGCUUUCUCCUUGGUUGGUUAUUUUUUCCACUUUUGAGGACAUAAUAUUAAGAGAGAAAUCAGAAAAGCUCGUUCAGGUUGGUCCUGUUUUCCAGCGACGGGACUUGGAAGAGGAAGAUGUUACCAGGGCUAACCGCCCUGUUCGUCUUCUCUCUCACACCCAUCCACCCCUGGCUAUAAGCUGAACUGUUUGGACCAUAUACUCAGGUGUGUAAAUCAGCAUAGCCAGUGAGGUUAGGGAAACAAGGCCAAUUUGCACCAGCUGAGGGUCUGGUCUUUAAAAUGGUUACACUGGUUCUGUUGCUCAACUGAGAUGCAGAGAAGUAUUGUUUUUUAGAUUUACAGUGUAUAACAGAUCCACCCAGGAUCCUUGCACUAAAUAUUCAAUUUUGUUGUCAUUGAAAUUUAUAUGAAAUAGGGUUUUAAUAUUCCUGCACCAUACUAACCGUAAUAGAGGGGCGAUUUUACCUCCAGGGCUCCGAUUACGCUGGAGAAGGGUCAUGUGGCACUAGCAACAUGCCACCGACCACCGCUGCUUUCUUUUGGCAAUUACAUCCUAGCCCAUUCGAUGGAAUCCCUGUGAAUUGAAAUAGGGCUGGUAGGAGGCUUUGAUUUCUGUCCAGCAUCUUGCAAAUAUGACUGGCAGUAAACUAACCAGUAAAAGGCAUUAGGCCGGGGACGAUCGUUCCAGAGCAUGGCCGAGCGAAAAGCACUAGAAAGCCACGUCCCACUAUGCCAGAGAGGUAUGUAUCAUACAACAGGGAGGUAGGCAAUGCAAUCUCCUGGUUACAUUACAGAGUUGGUUGUCAGGACUCCUGGCUUGUCUUCCAAGUUCUGUCUGUCUGUCUAGGGUUUGAUACCUUGCCCAUUUCUGGGAUAUCUGAGCAUCUCUGCCACAGACUCGCCAGGUGACCUUAAGCAAAUUACUUACCCAUUCUGUGCCUCAGUUUCCUCAUCUGUAAAAUUCGGCUAAUCCCACCUACUUCACAGGGGUGCUGUGAGGAAGAGUUGGACAACAUCAUGCACCUUGAGAGCCCCAGUCAGAACAUGCUCUGUAAUGUACCAUUAAUGAUCAGCUCCCUGUUGGAUAGGCACAGGAAUCAAAUUGGGGCAGGAUGACCGUUUUGGGGGGCCCAAUCCAAGGAUGUUGUGAAAAUGCUUAUCUUUACAGCAAAUGCUUCUCGGUUCCCUGGACAUCAACAGAGAUAGGUCAGGACCAGACCAUCUGCCCCUGUCCAAAUCCAGAGAUGUUGGGUUGUCUCAUUUCUAGUCACCAGUGUUGGGUGGGUGGAUGGGUGUAUAACAUAUUGUGUGUAUCCUACGGGGCAUCUACUGGAUACAGCUGCCAUACAUGGAGAGACUGAGUGGGCGAAACAUCCUCCUUUACUCAUUCCUACUGAAAUGAGGAAACAUGACAGGUGGUGGCCAGCUGGGUCAGUCUGACACAUCCCAGGGAGCACUAAGGAGCGAGUUCAGAAUCUGGAAGGUUUUAGCUGCCUGAAAAAUACAGCACGAUCCUGGUCCCAAGCCAGUGGUGGAAACAUAUGGAGGGACUUGCCUCAGGGCCUAGCCGCUCAGCGAGGCACCAGAGAGUGUGUCGCACAUGAUGAGAAAUGGGAUUUACUUGUAAAACUAAAGGGUAGAAGCUCAGCUCUGGGGUGAGUUGGUGGUUGUUCCGCUCCCAGGCUGACAGGGCACUGAGCAUUAGCCCUUGUGCUGAUUUGACUGAAUUGGAGGAAGAGCAAGAGGAUGGGGGAGCUCUCCUUCAGUGUGUCCUGGUCAAUAGACCCCCAUCUUGGCAGUUAUCAAACAGUUAUUCUCCAAAGGCUGGUGGGUCUCAGUCCCGAUAGUCAAGUGUCCACAUCACAGAAGCCGCUAGCACUACUGACACUUAACCGCUCCCUUGUUAGCAGGCGCCGAGGCUUGAAUGGCCCCCGGGGACCGAACUUCCUUCACCCAUUGUGUCGGUAGCUAAGAUUGAGGUGGCAGCGUGGAGGACGGAUGCAUUAGUGCUGUGGCUAGAUAUCAGAUCCCAGCCAUCACGGCUCUCAGUGCAGCGCUCAAUUCACUUUAAAGAGAAAAUUAAAUUUGAGCGAGAGCUUUUUGCUCUUCAGGCUCAGCAUCCCUAAUUAAAUAGAACAAGUAAUGAGAUUAAAACGAGGUUAGUCAGUUCGCAGGGGAGCAGAGAUACCGGCGCAGAGAUAGUGGAAUUGAGGGCACGGAGCUGAGGGCUGAUUAACCCGUUUUAGCUUUGAGCAGUAUGUUCCUGGGCAUUACCAGCACUUGGUUAUAACCAGCUAGCUCCAGUGACUGGUUCCAGGUCCCUGUCCUGAGGGCCAGAUGCUGCUCUCGCACCAGGGUAAGGAGUAUCCUCUGAAGGCAGUAGUACUGUAGGGGUGUAAAAUAAGUGGGGAAGCCAGGAUCAGGCUCCAUGGGUCUGAUUCUUAUCUCCCAUACGCUGGUGUCGGUCACUGUAGUAAAUGGAGUGGCACUGCAGGAGGUGAGAUCAGAAUGCUUCAAGUCAAAGCCAGCUAGCCAAGCAAUGAGGCCCCACUGUAGGGCCCAUGGGCGUAUGCAGGUGUCUUGCCUUGGUUAUGUUGGGAUUUGUCAGUUUCAUGUUUUGGGGCUGUGAGAAAUGAUAUAAAAGGGAUGUGAAAACAAAUGUACGGAAAGAGACUGUGUCUGUCGAUGAAUGGAUGCAUGUACCUGUGGCUGUGCGGCAGACAAUUGGACACAAUAAACAGAUAAACCUG
This is a messenger RNA of Trachemys scripta elegans, 6923 nucleotides long. RefSeq names its product 5',3'-nucleotidase, mitochondrial (gene NT5M). Gene Ontology annotation, molecular function: 5'-nucleotidase activity. The record is from RefSeq and is a predicted model, not a curated record. Gene Ontology annotation, biological process: pyrimidine deoxyribonucleotide catabolic process. The coding region runs from base 342 to 1058 and encodes 238 amino acids. Lineage: Eukaryota; Metazoa; Chordata; Testudines; Emydidae. The transcript is spliced from 5 exons.